GGAUUCCAUAGAUCACUUCCGGUUGAAAAGAAACAACGGGGAGAAGCGCAAGGAACUCUCUAGAAACCACGUUAUAAGAUCAUACUCCCAGAUACUAAAGGAGUAGACAUAUCAAGAAAAGCGAUUCUUGUUUUAACUCUGUGCCUAUUCAAAUCCAACGGUAAGAUUAGAAGUAGCAGAACUUUUCAUUGUUGAACUUUUCAUUGAAAAGAAAAGUACAUCUCGUACAAAAUUGGAAAAGUAUAUCUGAAUGAUGGAGAUUAUUAGCCAGUUGCCUAAUCAUGUUUUAUUCCGAAUGUGUAAUAAGUAGACUGUGAAGUCUCAUAGAUGAUAUGAUUUCAUUUCUACUGUUUGGUGGAUCAAUUUUUGUCGGACAACCGGGCCCCUGUGGUCAGACUUGGGAAUUAGUAAUUAGACAUGACUUUGAAUAUAGCACGUGUGCUCUUUGAGUUAAAUUAUUACAUACAUUGAUCAUAAUUAUAUUUAGUACUAUGAUCUGGAUGCUUAACAAUGCUACGUAGCUAAGCAACAUGCAUUGUUAUGCAACGGAUUGAGAUUAUACAGUAUUGAUGUUCUUACAUACAAUAUAAGACUUACUGUGAAAUGUGAAUCAUAUUUUAUUCAAUCCCACCAGACUAGCCAUUGACAAAACUUUAUUUCUCUUGAAAAAUCUCUUGCGUGUAUAGAAGACUCGACCAAUAAAUAAUGAUUCGUGAAAGUUAUGUCUUGGGAAUAAAUACACCAUUAUCCUCGCAAAAAUAAAGUCUCAUGAAACAUAGCCAGUAAAUAGGUAUAUAAUAUUUAAAUAUAUCCAAUCUUAGAUGUGCCCCUCAAGGGGUAUGCUUGUAAAUAUACUGUCUAAUUAUUACAGAAUUUUGAAGCUAAAACUUUAAUAUGGCAGUUGAAAUAUUGUUUUUCAUAAUUUGAUAGGAAAGGUCACUGAGACAUGGUGAAGGAGACUGCUUACUAUGACAUCCUGGGCGUCAAACCGAAUGCCACGGCCGACGAAAUCAAGAAGGCUUACAGGAAGCUGGCGCUGAAGUAUCACCCGGAUAAAAACCCCGAGGAGCCGGAGAAAUUUAAGUUGAUAAGCCAGGCCUAUGAAGUCUUAUCUGACCCAAAGAAAAGAGACAUUUACAAUGAAGGUGGCGAAGAGGCCAUCAAAGGCGGCGGUACCGGUGGGGAUUUCCACAACCCAUUUGAUAUCUUUGACAUGUUCUUUGGUGGCGGAAGUGGAAGAAGAGGUCAGAGGGGGCCGUCUAAAGGGAAGAAUGUGGUGCACCAACUCCAGGUCAGCCUAGAGGACCUCUAUAAUGGAGCUACCCGAAAACUGGCCCUGUCAAAGAAUGUCAUCUGUGAUAAAUGUGAAGGUCGUGGUGGCAAGGAGGGAGCUGUUCAGAAGUGCACAACUUGUCGAGGAACUGGCAUGCAGAUCCGGAUUCAUCAGCUUGGACCAGGCAUGGUGCAGCAGAUCCAGACGGUGUGUUCCGAGUGCUCCGGAAAAGGUGAAAGCAUCAACCCCAAACUCCGAUGUAAACACUGCCAAGGCAAGAAGGUGAUCAGAGAAAGAAAAAUCCUGGAGGUCCAUAUAGAUAAAGGAAUGAAAGAUGGAGAAAAUAUACGAUUUGCUGGGGAAGGUGACCAAGAGCCCGGAUUAGAAGCUGGAGACAUAGUCAUCGUGCUGGACGAGAAAUCUCAUGAGGUUUUCAAGAGGCGUGACUUCGACUUGGUAAUGACCAUGCAACUUGACCUGGUAGAGUGUCUGUGUGGCUUUCAUAGAACAAUCACCACCCUGGACAAUCGGACACUGGUCAUAACGGCAAUACCAGGUGAAAUUAUAAAACCAAAUGAUAUCAAGUGUGUUAUGAAUGAAGGUAUGCCAAUGCACAGGAACCCAUUUGAGAAAGGACGUCUUAUAAUCAAAUUUGAUGUGAAAUUUCCGGAAAAAAUCAAAGUGGAACAAGUUCCUUCCUUGGAGAAAGUUUUGCCGACCAGAAAAGAACCAAUUAUUCCAGACGGUGCUGAGGAACACGAUUUAGUGGAGUUCAAUCCUUCUGAAUAUGAACAGCAGCGUCGACGAGAGGUGUAUGAUGAUGAUGACGAUGAUGACAUGCCUGGAGGUCAAAGAGUUCAAUGUGCAUCUCAUUAAUGAAGAGAAAUGGGGUGGGAAGGGUCAAGAUAUUUAUAAAAACACUAGGAUGACCUAUUGCUAUCGGUUGUUGUUCGUCACUUUUUUAAAGAUGUUUAGCUAAUGCUGUAAAACCAGAUUUAAAGACUCGACUUUUGUACUGUACAAUUACUUGAGACAAACAGACUUGCCCAAACAGCUUACACAUAAAGGGGUUGCUUGAUUUACAUGUACAUGUUGUGUCGUGAGGGGCACUUGUCUUUGUACAUGACGAUCGAAUGUUUUCACAUAGAUUGGAGUCAGUUACUGAAAUAAACACACAACACAGACAUAUAUAAGAACGAAUGGAAGUGUCUGAUGUUUUAUUCUGCAAUAAAACCAUAAUUACUAACUAUUCAAAAACUUUUUUGAUAAGAUUAUAUGCAAAAUAUUUGGUUUUAACUUGCUUGAAUGUACAUGUAAAAUUUCAGUGUACACGUAGGACGCAUCACACAAAAUAGGAAGGUCUGCUUCGGUUUGCCUAUGCAUUGGAUGAAGAUAAUUUUGUAUAAUAGAUGAAAAACGUUUGAAAUAGAACAUCAUCUUUGCAUUUCAAAGGUACAUGUAUGAUCUGUCAACACGAAAAUAAUUCAAAGGUGUCAUUUUCAUGUGAAAUGUAGAAAUAUUAAAUGUAUAAUAAAUGUUUUAAAGGUAAAGAUUUUUCAUUUCUAAAAUGUAACAUUUUAUUAAAAAAUUGUGGUAAUUUUGAAUAAAUUGCAUAUAAAGUAUCCUAGAAAGUCGAAUGACAGCUGCAGGACAUCAUAAGAUUGUAGUUUUUGUUAUGACAGAGGAUUUUGUAAUUAAAUUUGCAAACUUUCACUUUAGUCCAGAUACUCGCUUCAAUACUGCGUGUUGAUAGGUUAAUUAAAACAAGCAUGCAUCACAUGAGUAAAGCAGAUAGAACACGUGACCAGUCGUGUUAGAUAUAUUGGACAAUAAUGACAAGUGGCAUCCAUUUGAUAUCGGAACCGGUAGAUUUUGUUGAUUAAAAAUCCAAAUCUGUUAGCGAAUUUUAAAUUCACUACUUGAGGUCAAGGUCAGUCGUAAUACAAAGUAAAUUUCUGGGUCAAGGUCAUAACUAUUUUAAAAGAAAGUCCGAGUAUUAUGGACAAAAACGUUUAGUUUGAGCUACAUAUGUUUUUAAGGCAUGCAUUGUCAAAUGAUUGGAGGUUGCUACAGUGGUAAUGACAUGCAGAUGACCCCUGUGGAUUUUCAGGUCAUACUCUAUUUCUUGAGACAUCAUUUUCAGUGAGAGGGGCACAUUUUGUUUUCUGUAACAAAUCGUGUACAUAAAGGUAACGGCUAAUUUUCUUCAUGAUGAAAUUUAAGUCCUUUGGACGUAGACUUCUGACUUGAAGGGUUUGUGACGCAUAUUCGACAAAAGCUCUCUAAUACGCCCUAACAAACUAAAGUAACACUUCACCCUUGUAUUCUGAUGACCUUUAAAAGCCCAUGGUUUUUUUGUAUUUUUCUUUUUUUUUUGUGAGGUUCACUUUUGGUAUUGAAAUUGUUUGAUUGUCUCUGUUUUGACAAUGCUGUGGAAUUUGUUUUUAUAAUAAUUCAUAAUUUAUUAAUUUUAUAUACAAGUGUAAAUUAAUUACAUUCUCUAUCUCCUGUUCUAUGGUUUGUUAUGUUGUGAUGUAUAUACACGCGAGUUUAUUUGAGUGAAUGUGGUACUUAAUCUGGUGUAAAUGAAGAUGAUUGAAUGGUUUGAUGUGGGAAUGUUUUGGGUCCAGCCGAUGCAAUUUUAAUCAGAAACUAAAUUGUAUUACAAUCUGACUUAAUCUUUGAUUCUCAAUGUGCAAAGUAGUUAUCAAAUUUCUCCUCUCAGUGUCUUUGACUUUUCUAUUAGUGUGAGAAUUAUUGUCCAUGUACAGUAUGUAACCUAGCAUUUGUCAGUAGCAGUUCAUCCGUGGGGGUGGGGGUCAACAUUAAAUUUUAUUUUACAUAUAAAUUGUAUGCCAUUGUGGAAAUCUCCAUCGGUGUCUUUUAUCAUUGAUUUUGAUGUAACUUAAAACUACUGCCCAAUGUUAAAGAAGACAAUUAGAUGCAGCAUGCUUUGUGAUGGUUUUACUGAUGUUCUCAUAAUUUAAUCCUCAGGAUAAUGAAACAGACACUUAAUUCACAGUUUAGCAACGGAAAUAAGUUUUGGAAAACCACGCAGUAUUUGUCCCGUUUUCUGUCCAAAUUCGAAUAUAUCUAAUUCUGAUAAAAAUACUAUAAUGACAAUAGAACACAGGAAGAUUUUCUUAUACAGAGAAUUUUCAUAUUUCUGUAAUGCCACAAAUACCCAUGGCAAAUGGUGUAUAGUAAAGCAUUAUCUACAUCGAAAGAAAUUUAUCUAAUCAAUCUGAAAUGAUUAUACACGUAGAAUGUGAAAUACGCAUGGGUAGUGUUUCUUUCAAGUUGACCAAAAAAAAAGAUACAUGGUUAAAAAAAGAUUCCAUUUCAUUUUACUUCCUGAAAAUCUUAUACAGUAUGUUAGCUUUCAGUUUCAUUUUACUUCCUGAAAAUCUUAUGUAUGUUAGUUUUCAGUUUAGAAGAUACAUGCAUCUUAUUUAUGAUAAAUUGUUUGGGAUGUAAAUUGCAUUAUCAAAUCCUAUAAAGCCCAAGAGUGUUCCUCUAGAUUAGAUCCUAGUGCCUGCUCCUUUCUGCAGUGGUUGAAAUUGCAGAAAUGUUACCUUCAGUAAGUUAUUGCUUGCAUUUAAAUUUGUUGAUUUUUUUAAUCAAUAUUAGAAGUCUGAUUACGAUGUGAAGCCUCUUUAAUCCAACACUGGCAGAUGAUGCAGAAUAGUGCUUCAGAAUAUGCCAGAGUGAAAACACCGAAAUGUAUAUGUUAUUUAAAAUUCAGAAAUUGUUAAUGAAUCUCGGGGUUGAUUUGUGAGGUUACAAUCAUAUUGUUUCAUUCUAUUAUUACGGUACAAUUAAGAUCUGUUACAGAAGGAGUUCCUCUUCAUUUAAAAUCAAAACAUCAUUCCUGGAGUAUCCCAUUGUCACAUUUUGAAAAACAUUUGCAAAUGUAAAUAUUUAAUUGUGAGAAUUGUGUUGAUGGCAUGGAAGUGAAGAGUUUUUGAAUAUUGGAAACAAGUGUUGUACAGUUGAUUUAAGAAAAAAAAACAAACUUGCACACAAUAGUAUGUAUUGAAUGUGUCUUUCUGUUGUAAAAAAUCUAGUUUAAAAAUGAUUGUCUCCUUUUGCUUUCAAAUUGAAUGAUUCACGUAUUUAUAGAUGAUUGCAAUAAAUACAAACCUUUUAUGUG
Messenger RNA from Ostrea edulis (European flat oyster), 5426 nucleotides. Its product is annotated as dnaJ homolog subfamily A member 1-like. The transcript has 6 exons. Gene Ontology annotation, molecular function: ATP binding; Hsp70 protein binding. Gene Ontology annotation, cellular component: cytosol; cytoplasm. The record is from RefSeq and is a predicted model, not a curated record. Lineage: Eukaryota; Metazoa; Mollusca; Bivalvia; Ostreida; Ostreidae. Gene Ontology annotation, biological process: protein refolding; response to heat. Bases 947 to 2149 code for a protein of 400 amino acids.